Capsicum annuum is the source of this 468-nucleotide messenger RNA. RefSeq lists its product as uncharacterized. The coding region runs from base 1 to 468 and encodes 155 amino acids. Lineage: Eukaryota; Viridiplantae; Streptophyta; Magnoliopsida; Solanales; Solanaceae. The transcript has a single exon. The record is from RefSeq and is a predicted model, not a curated record.
AUGGAACUGAUCUCACAAAUUGGCCUGAGUGGGUGCAAACCAUCUCUAACACCAUUAGAGGUCAAUAAGAAAUUAACUUCUAUAGAGUAUGACCUCCAAGUUGGUCCAUCUGAUGAUCCAAAAAUAGAUGACAUACUUGGUUAUCAAAAGUUGGUUGGCAAAUUACUUUAUCUCACUAUUACUAGGCCUGACAUUUGCUUUGCAGUACAAACAUUAAGCCAAUUUAUGCAGAGACCUAAACAGUCUCACAUGGAUGGUGCACUAAGGGUGGUGAGGUAUCUGAAGGGUAAUCCUGAACUUGGAAUUCUACUUAAAGCAGAUGAGAUCAUAUCUAUGACUGCCUUCUGUGAUUCUGAUUGGGUAUCUUAUCCCAACACUAGAAGGUCAGUUUCAGGGUAUAUAGUCAUGAUGGGUGAUUCUUUGGUUUCUUGGAAAUCUAAGAAACAACAUACAGUGAGCAGAAGCUAA